GUGAUUGUCCAAACAUCACUAGUGGCACGGUAGACGCCGUAUUUCGAACAUACAAAGGGAGGGAGGGGUAUGUUAAUCCUGCUGACUUAUCCCGCUUGGCUUGUGAGGUCGUGGGUGAGUGGAAGGAAUUGGGGCGAGCCUUAGGACUCAAAGACUGGCAACUGACAAGCAUCGACGAGAACAAUCCAAAAGUUGGUGAGAAAAGUUACCAGAUGCUUAACAAUUGGGCAAAGUGUAAUCCUAGACAAGCAACACUUGAGAACCUGAAAAGGGCGCUCGAAGAUAUGACAGUAGGUAGGGCUGAUCUGGCCGAGAGAUACUGUAAUGUCGACAAUGGAGGAAGAAAUGCAAUCAAAUGA
Messenger RNA from Paramuricea clavata, 359 nucleotides. NCBI's taxonomy places the organism in Eukaryota, Metazoa, Cnidaria, Anthozoa, Malacalcyonacea, Plexauridae. The record is from the annotation of a GenBank genome assembly.